CCUCCACGCCGUGGCUUGAAUUGUAAUUUUCUGCUGUGGCAAGGCAGAUUUGAUUUCCUUCAUAAUUGUAGUUUUGGCCGCACUCUAUAACAUUUUUGUCGAUUUCUUCCUGUUUUCCACCUUCAACCCUCUUCCUAAGAAAUCCUCGAAAACGUCGACAUUCAGUUUAAAAUAUAGCAAAUAUGUUCGCAAGAAACGUCGCUAUUCUCAGCCUCACAGCCUGCGUGCUUGCCGACCCAAUACCAGCACCGCAAGUAACGACCGCCAGCUUCCCAACAGGCGAUCCAGCGUUGAGCUCCGAACUUGCCUCCCUCUCUUCUCUCGAUGCUGCCCUAUCCGGAAUGCCUACUCUUCCCGCAUCUGUAAACUCAUACCUCGUGUCUGCUGGCUCUGUAUACGCAGCCUCAUUCACAGACGCAUGUGCCAUCCCAACCACCACACCAGGCUAUCUUGCGACCGCUCCAGCAUACGUAACAUCCGCGCUUACCAGCUAUAAAAUCGCCUUGUCGAGUUGGGAUGCGGCUCAUUCGACCAGCUACAGUGUGGAUACGUCGAUCACGGGCACCUAUUCUUCUUAUACAUAUUCUUAUACGCCUUACACACCAACAGGCACAUGUGGUGGAGUUUCCACGACACCAAAGUCAACCGGAAAUGGAAAGACGACUGGAACGAGUGCCACUGGUGCGGCUACGAAAUCCUCUGAUUCAGAAUCAAGUUCGACUUCCUCUACGACUGGAACUGCUGCUUCGUCGAAAGGAUCUUCUGCGGCUGCUCCGCUGAAUGGGGGCGUUUCUUUGAGCUUUGCGGGUCUCUUUGGUGUUUUGGGACUCAUGGCUGCGCUGUAAGGAGGAGGAAGGCUUCUUAUACAUCUGUACCCCCGUCUUGGAGCUAGCUUAGCACCUUCUAAAAUUUCAAUGGAAGUUCUCCAACAAACUCUUCAAUGUACCUUGCCUAGCCUGCUCCGGUUGAAAUCUAUUUAUGUAUUAGCUGUG
Mollisia scopiformis is the source of this 992-nucleotide messenger RNA. RefSeq lists its product as uncharacterized. Bases 183 to 845 code for a protein of 220 amino acids. The record is from RefSeq and is a predicted model, not a curated record. NCBI's taxonomy places the organism in Eukaryota, Fungi, Ascomycota, Leotiomycetes, Helotiales, Mollisiaceae. The transcript has a single exon.